GGACCUGCAAGGCUGCGUAUCUUGCAGAAGAGAUUAUGGAGUCGAUUCCGAUAAGCUGAAUCCCUUGUUUAUAUGUAUAUAUAAUCUCGGUGAGACCUUUGUUAGUGGUUGCCCAUGAACAAUGACGAUGGUGGAGGAGUGGGAUACAAGUCAUCGGAAGAAUUUUCCCAGCCAUGUCAAAGUCUCGAUUCCUCACAUUAAUAUUAGGGUUGACAAAUAUGUCACCUGAUUUCGACUGUAGGGCAGUAAACGGAUUGAGGAUCCCACUCGGGUCAUCGGAUCAAAAUUUCCGGUCCAAUAAGAUCGUGUACCGAUCGUUGGAUCAAAAGAUGGAUGUACGUUCGAUCCGAUGACGCGGCCCGGUUCGACUAAAUGGGUCAAAAUAGGACCAUGGGUUUUAACCGUGUCCUUUUGAUGCGCCUGCUCUCGACCUUGGAGAAACCAUCCAAAUCAUUGCGACGAUCACUCAUUUCGCGAACUCUAUAUAUAGAAGGGACGAAUUCUAGGACGCUGCGGUGGUGAUGGAGACGAAGCGCUUGAGGAGGCCGCAGCAACCGGCGCCCGCCCCCGAUUCGGAGAGAGAGGGGCCUUUCUGGGCCGCCUCCGCGGCGGCGGGGAGGAAGCCGCCGCGCCUCAUGCACCUGCACCCCUCGACCGCGCUCCUCCUGCUCGCCUCCCUUUUGCUCAUCUGCAUUGCCCUGUCCGGAGCCCACCGCAGCUUUCCGCUUGAUCGCCUUCGCGCAAAAGGAGGUCUAGAGAAUGGUACAUUUCCAUCCCUUGGUGGUCCAAAGGAUAGAUUUCUUCAUGGCUUGCUUGCUGCUGGGUUUGAUGAGCAAUCCUGCCUAAGCAGGUACCAAUCUGUGUUAUACCGGAAAGAAUCACCUCAUGUACCAUCUUCUUACUUGGUGGAGAAACUGAGAAACUAUGAAGCUCUCCACAAGAAAUGUGGUCCGAACACUGAAUUGUACAAGAAAGCAGUUGAGCAGUUGAAAUCUGAUCAUGGCACCCAAUCAACAGAGUGCAACUAUGUGAUAUGGAUAUCAUACAGUGGCUUAGGCAACAAGAUGUUGUCUAUUGCUUCAGCAUUUCUAUAUGCUCUCCUAACAAACAGGGUCUUGUUUAUCGACCGAGGUUUCGACAUGGCUGAUCUUUUUUGUGAGCCAUUUCCUGAAAGCUCAUGGCUUCUACCUCUGGAUUUCCCUAUCAAUGAGUUCGAUGCCUUUGACAUGAAGACACCCAAGAGUUAUGGGAACAUGUUAAAAGACAAGGUUAUCGGUAACGGUGAUGAUGGUACUUCAACGCACUCCCUGCCUGAUUACAUUUAUCUCCAUUUAUCUCAUGAUUAUGGUGAUUAUGAUAAGCUUUUCUUCUGCGAAGAUGAUCAGAGGUUUCUUAGAUUUGUCCCUUGGCUGUUGUUGAGAUCGAACAACUACUUUGUGCCAUCCCUCUUUAUGAUCCCAACAUAUGAAGAAGAACUAAAACAUCUCUUCCCAGAGAAAGACACAGUCUUCCAUCAUUUGGGACGUUAUCUUUUCCACCCUACCAAUUCAGUGUGGGGUUUGAUCACCAGAUAUCAUCAAUCUUAUCUUGCCAAGGCAGAUGAAAGAGUGGGCAUACAGGUGAGAACCUUUGAAACCGAUGCUGGUCCAUUUCAGUAUGUGUUAGACCAAAUUCUUGCAUGCACUCAGAAGGCAAAGCUUCUUCCCGACGCCAGUGGCCAAGACACUGUGGUUUCGACCCCAAAAACCAAAUCAAAAGCUGUGCUUAUGACUUCUUUGAACUCUGGAUACUCUGAAAACAUCAGGAACAUGUACUGGGAGCACCCUACAGUCACCGGUGAAAUCAUUAGUGUCUAUCAACCGAGCCAUGAAGGAUACCAGCAGACAGAGAAGCAAAUGCACGACAUGAAAGCAUUAGCAGAGAUCUAUCUCUUGAGCUUGACAGAUGCGUUGGUGACAAGCGCAUGGUCUACGUUCGGGUAUGUGGCUCAAGGUCUUGGUGGUUUACGACCAUGGAUCCUCUUCAAGCCCGAAAACCAUACGGCUCCUGACCCUCCUUGCCGUCAAGCCAUGUCAAUCGAACCUUGUUUUCAUGCCCCUCCCUUCUAUGACUGCAAGGCCAAGGCAGGUGCUGAUACAGGGGCUCUGGUCCCUUAUGUCAGGCAUUGCGAAGACAUGAGUUGGGGGCUUAAGGUAGUCGAUCAGAAUGAGUGGUAGCUCUUGACCUUCGGAUGCAACAUUCAUAUUUGUACACUCGAACAUUUCCUUUCUCUUUCUUUACAGAGACCCUAUUCAUGCAUAAUUUAGGUGUGUUUCUUGAAAGAUUAACGAUGUUGAAGAGGAUCGAUCUCGGUGA
This is a messenger RNA of Musa acuminata subsp. malaccensis (wild Malaysian banana), 2355 nucleotides long. Its product is annotated as galactoside 2-alpha-L-fucosyltransferase-like. Gene Ontology annotation, biological process: xyloglucan biosynthetic process; cell wall biogenesis. NCBI's taxonomy places the organism in Eukaryota, Viridiplantae, Streptophyta, Magnoliopsida, Zingiberales, Musaceae. Gene Ontology annotation, cellular component: Golgi apparatus; membrane. Gene Ontology annotation, molecular function: galactoside 2-alpha-L-fucosyltransferase activity. The record is from RefSeq and is a predicted model, not a curated record.